Molecule: messenger RNA, 2062 nt
Organism: Juglans regia (Persian walnut)
Lineage: Eukaryota; Viridiplantae; Streptophyta; Magnoliopsida; Fagales; Juglandaceae
Product: methionine--tRNA ligase, chloroplastic/mitochondrial
Exons: 12
Coding region: 48-1898 (616 amino acids)
Biological process (GO): methionyl-tRNA aminoacylation
Cellular component (GO): mitochondrion; chloroplast stroma
Molecular function (GO): ATP binding; methionine-tRNA ligase activity
Source: RefSeq, a predicted model, not a curated record
GUUUCAACGCUUGAGACUUUGAGUCAAGGAGAAAAAGAAAAAGAAAAAUGGCAGCGAAAAUGAACCAGUCGAUACAGAACGCUAUCUGGCUCCUAAAUCCUCUACAUCAUCAUCCCCUCAGUUCCAAAGUCAAGCCCCGUCUCCAUUUUCGUCGACAGCCCUUCUUCGUGUCAUCUACUUCUUCUUCUUCCAUGUCGUCUAAAAGAGCUUUAUUCUGCACCUGCACCAGCUCAAGCGCUGACAAUAAUGGUCUCCACGAUGGCGGGCCCUUUGUCAUAACAACUCCGCUUUAUUAUGUGAAUGCCCCUCCCCAUAUGGGCAGUGCUUACACCACUAUCGCUGCCGAUGCCAUUGCCCGCUUUCAGAGACUGUUGGGAAAGAAGGUCGUAUUCAUCACUGGCACGGAUGAGCACGGAGAGAAAAUUGCUACAGCUGCGGCUGCCCAGGGUUCCAACCCAAGUGAGCAUUGCAAUGUCAUUUCACAAGCUUAUAAGACUCUCUGGAAAGAUUUAGAAAUAGCUUAUGAUAAGUUCAUUCGGACAACUAAUCCCAAGCAUGAAGCAAUCGUGAAGGAAUUUUACUCGAGGGUUCUUGCCAAUGGUGAUAUAUACCGGGCUAACUACGAGGGACUAUAUUGCGUCAACUGUGAGGAAUACAAGGAUGAGAAAGAAUUGCUGGAUAAUAACUGUUGCCCUAUGCACCUUAAGCCAUGUGUUAUGCGGAAAGAGGAUAACUACUUCUUUGCCCUAUCAAAAUAUCAAAAAUUAUUGGAAGCAACUUUGACGGAAAAUCCAAAUUUUGUGCAGCCUUCGUUCCGUUUAAAUGAGGUGCAAAGCUGGAUCAAAAGUGGGCUGAGGGACUUUUCCAUUUCCCGAACAUCAGUGGAUUGGGGCAUCCCAGUUCCUAAUGACAAUAGGCAAACUAUAUAUGUGUGGUUUGAUGCUUUAUUGGGUUAUGUAUCAGCACUAGCAGAAGACGAGGAGCAAUCUAAUUUGGAAAGUGCCAUUUCUUCAGGUUGGCCUGUCUCACUGCACUUGAUUGGGAAGGAUAUUUUGCGAUUCCACGCAGUUUACUGGCCAGCCAUGCUAAUGUCUGCUGGACUUAGCCUUCCAAAGAUGGUGUUUGGCCAUGGAUUUUUGACAAAGGAUGGCAUGAAGAUGGGGAAGUCGCUAGGAAAUACCCUUGAACCAAAUGAUCUGGUUCGUAAAUUUGGGCCCGAUGCUGUCAGGUACUUCUUCCUUAGGGAGGUGGAAUUUGGUAACGAUGGGGACUAUUCUGAAGAUCGUUUCAUCAAUAUUGUCAAUGCACAUCUUGCCAAUACAGUUGGAAAUCUUCUUAACCGUACUCUCGGACUUCUAAAAAAGAACUGCCAAUCUACUUUGGUGGCUGAUUCAACGAUUGCAGCUGAAGGAAAUGUAUUCCGGGACACUGUAGAGAAGUUGGUUGAAAAAGCCCGGGUUCAUUAUGAAGGGCUUUCAUUAUCAUCAGCUUGUGAGGCUAUUUUAGAGAUUGGCAAUGCUGGUAAUUCCUACAUGGAUGAACGAGCACCCUGGUCUCUCUUUAAGCAAGGGGGUGAUGCUUCUGAAGCAGCUGCAAAGGACCUUGUGAUUAUAUUGGAAGCAUUGAGGAUUAUAGCAAUUGCAUUGUCCCCGGUUACACCAAGCUUAUGCUGGAGAAUAUAUGGACAGCUUGGCUUCUCAAAGGACGAGUUUGACUCUGCAACAUGGAUUGAGACCAAGUGGGGUGGGCUAAAAGGUGGUCAGGUCAUGGCUCAACCAAAACCAGUCUUUGCAAGGAUUGAAAACCGAAUGGAAGACGAAGAUGGGGGUGAAGCAGCAAAAAAGGAAGUGAAAAACAAGGACAAAGUACCUCAGACCCAAGGUGUUGCGGAGGCGUAGGGAAGAGAAUACACAUCUAUCUUGUCCUUACCGCAAAUUUCUGUUUUUUAUUUUAUUUUUCCAGAUUUUGUUGUCAAUUGUAAGAUUUAAAUUACCUAUUUUUAGCAAUGAUUUCGAGACCGAUUGCUCUUGAAAUCUCCAAUAAAUUGCUUCUAUAUAAUAUA